Molecule: messenger RNA, 1230 nt
Organism: Pyricularia pennisetigena
Lineage: Eukaryota; Fungi; Ascomycota; Sordariomycetes; Magnaporthales; Pyriculariaceae
Exons: 2
Coding region: 1-1230 (409 amino acids)
Molecular function (GO): dipeptidase activity
Source: RefSeq, a predicted model, not a curated record
AUGCGUCAAUCUGCAGAAUCCAUCGUACUCGGCGUCGUUAGGCAAGAGCUGCGGGAAAAAGACGGCGUUAUCAGGGCCAUCAAUGACCAGAUCCACGCCAACCCCGAAUUGGCAUACGAAGAGUUCAAAGCCCACGAUGCAUUCGUUACGCUUCUGCGAAAACUUCAGUUCGAAGUGAUCCCGCAUGCCUAUGGAGUCGAGACGGCUUUCUGUGUAGAGUACGGAUCAGGUGGUCGUCUGGUGGUCUACAACGCCGAGUACGACGCCCUUCCAGGGAUCGGUCAUGCCUGCGGGCACAAUCUGAUCGCGUCGUCCUCCCUCGCCGCCUUCCUGGGUCUUGCUGCUGCCCUCAAGCACAAUCCAGAUCAGCCGGGGCGCGUCCGUCUUCUGGGCACACCCGCCGAGGAGGGCGGCGGCGGCAAGCUCAAGCUGAUCGCGGCGGGAGCCUACAAGGGCGCCGCCGCCAGCCUGAUGGUGCACCCGGGGCCGUCCUAUCUGCUCGCCGCCCCCGUGGAGGAGGUCGCUUUCGUGCGCAUGCUGGCCAACGUCAAGAUGCGCAUCUACUUCAGCGGUCGCGAGAGCCACGCCGCCAUGGCUCCCUGGGAUGGCGUCAACGCUCUCGACGCCGCGAUGCUGUCGUACAAUGCAAUUUCCAUGCUCCGGCAGCACGUCCGACCCUACGAGCGCAUCCAUGGAGUGGUGCGUCAAGGCGGCGAAAGGCCCAACGUGACGCCCUCUUCCACCUGCGUCGAGUACUACAUCAGGAGCGACACGCGCGCCGCCGCCCAGAAGCUGUGGGAGAGGGUCAAGCUCUGCUUUGAGGGUGCCGCCAUUGCGACUGGGUGUGGCGUCCGAUACGAGCCUAUCAACUCGUACGCUGACGUCAGGCCGUCGCGGGCACUUUGUCGCGAGUACCAAGCUGUGCAGACGCCAGAGACCGUCUCCUUUUCGGAGCCGGCCGACUUCCUGGCGGGGAGCACCGACAUGGGUGACGUGUGCUAUGAGUGUCCUGGCUUCCAUGGCGCAUUUGGGAUUGAUACGGAGAAGGGCCAGUCCAACCACACGCCUGCGUUUGCGGCCGCCGCAGGACUCGACAAGUCCUACAAAAAGGCGAUUGAGUGCGGAAGGGGUAUGGCCAUGGUUGGAUGGCGAGUUUUGAGCGAUGAUGCUUUUGCUGCCGAGGUACAAAAGGAGUGGGAAGAGGACAUGCGUAUCGCCAAGGAGACUUGA